This is a messenger RNA of Ipomoea triloba (trilobed morning glory), 2120 nucleotides long. RefSeq names its product aluminum-activated malate transporter 9-like. Bases 149 to 1957 code for a protein of 602 amino acids. The transcript has 6 exons. Lineage: Eukaryota; Viridiplantae; Streptophyta; Magnoliopsida; Solanales; Convolvulaceae. The record is from RefSeq and is a predicted model, not a curated record. Gene Ontology annotation, cellular component: plant-type vacuole membrane. Gene Ontology annotation, biological process: malate transport.
UCCAAGUAGUACUCAAGAAUCGCACCCACUCCAGACACGGCUGCUCCACAUAUACAUAAUUACAUAUAUAUAUCUCUGUCUAUAUGACUACAUGGCAGAGAAUUCUCAUGGAUAUUGCGUAGAGAUAUAGAAGCAGCUAGAAUCAAGAAUGUCCAGGAAAUUGGGGUCUUUUCGGCAGAGCUUUGCGGAGAAGAGAGAAAGGGAGAGGCUUUUAUCGCCGGUAUGCAACGCCGACUACUCCGAGCUCCCGGGUUUUCCGCGCUCUCUCGACUGCCGAGAGAGGCCGAAGUUCUGCGGCUUCGACUUCUGCUCUGCGGCUCGGAAGAAGGUUGCGAAGCUAUGGGAGAGUAUCCGGACCGUCGCCAUGAAGGCGUGGGAGAUGGGUCGAUCCGACCCGAGAAAGAUCAUUUUCUCCGCCAAGAUGGGACUGGCGUUGAUGCUCAUAUCUCUGCUCAUAUUCUUCAAGGAGCCGGUGGCGGAGCUCAGUAAAUACUCUGUGUGGGCUAUUCUUACGGUUGUUGUUGUUUUUGAGUUCAGCAUAGGUGCCACUCUUAGCAAAGGAUUUAACCGUGGAUUGGGGACACUGUCAGCUGGAGGACUUGCUCUUGCAAUGGCUGAGUUAUCUCAGUUAGCCGGAGACUGGGAAGAAGUUGUUAUAGUCAUUGGCAUAUUCAUCACAGGCACAUGCAUCACUUACGCUAAACUGUAUCCAACAAUGAAGCCAUAUGAAUACGGGUUUCGAGUCUUUUUGAUAACAUAUUGCUUCAUAAUGGUGUCGGGCUAUCGCACCCGAGAAUUUGUCUAUACAGCUGUAACUCGAUUCUUGCUAAUCGCACUUGGUGCUGGUGUUUCUAUGGCGGUGAAUAUAUGCAUCUAUCCCAUUUGGGCAGGUGAGGAUCUUCACAACCUUGUUGCAAAAAAUUUCAAGGGCGUUGCAUCUUCACUGGAAGAGUGCAUCAGUGAGUAUCUGAAUUGUGUUGAAUAUGAGAGGAUCCCCUCAAAAAUUCUUACCUACCAAGCUUCUGAUGAUCCAGUGUAUAGUGGCUAUAGAGCAGCAGUAGAAUCCACAAGCCAGGAAGAGACUCUGAUGGGAUUUGCUAUCUGGGAGCCGCCCCAUGGUCCUUACAAAAUGUUUAAAUACCCAUGGAGAAACUAUGUUAAAGUCAGCGGGGCACUAAGACAUUGUGCAUUCACAGUCAUGGCACUGCAUGGAUGUAUACUUUCUGAAAUACAGGCUCCGGCUGAAAGAAGACAAGUCUUCCGUCAUGAGCUUCAAAGGGUAGGCACAGCAGGUGCCAAAGUGCUGAGAGAACUUGGGGAGAAAGUGAAAAGGAUGGAGAAAUUGGGCUCGGUGGACCUACUCGAGGAAGUGCAUGAAGCAGCCGAAGAGUUGCAAAAGAAGGUAGACAAGAAAUCUUACCUUCUUGUGAAUGCUGAAAGCUGGGAAAUUGGUGGGAGGCAACAUGCCCAAGUCAAUGUUCCCCAAGAAGUUUUGGCCUUCGAUGAUGACACCACCACCACUGACCAUCAUUUCAAGUCCCUCAGUGAGGCCAAACUUGAUUUAUCCUCCAUUCAAAUGCCAAGUAGGUGGGAUGAUAGAAAUUCUAGUCACAAUGCAUUGGCAGGAGUCACAUCUGAGAAGCAUGAACUGAGGCCUUCACACGAGACAGCCCCUAUGGAACCCGAAGAAGAAGAAGAAGAAUCAAGGACAUACGAAAAUGCCAGCGCCUUAUCCUUGGCAACAUUCACCUCACUACUCAUCGAAUUUGUUGCAAGACUCCAGAACCUCGUUGAUGCAUUCGAAGAGCUAAGUGAAAAAGGCAAGUUCAAUGAACCCGUCGAACUACCAGACAAAGAUGAGGCAAUUGGGUUAUGGUCCAGGUUGACACGGUAUGUGAAGUUGUGGAGGAAAGAUGACAACUUACUAGCUGGAGAGAAUGCAGUUCGAUUGGUGUAGAAGACCAUGCUAAGCUGUAACUUGGAAUACUCAUAUUGGGUGUUUGGCUUUAUGGGGAUCUUACUCUUAAGAUGUGGAAGCUCUGCACAAGAAGCCCUUUUUGCAAGAAUACCUGCUUAACAUUGCUAGAGUAGCCAAACAAGAUUUUCCAUGUUUACUAACA